Rhinocladiella mackenziei CBS 650.93 is the source of this 378-nucleotide messenger RNA. RefSeq lists its product as uncharacterized. The transcript has 2 exons. NCBI's taxonomy places the organism in Eukaryota, Fungi, Ascomycota, Eurotiomycetes, Chaetothyriales, Herpotrichiellaceae. The coding region runs from base 1 to 378 and encodes 125 amino acids. Gene Ontology annotation, cellular component: membrane. The record is from RefSeq and is a predicted model, not a curated record.
AUGUUCAUCAAUCCCGUCCUCGUCCUUCGUGUCUUGCAAGGCGUUUUGGCUUUCAUUGCCAUGGCCCUCGGAGCAUCAGUGGCCAAUGUUUUGAAUACCCACGAUCCUCCAGUUGAUGUCCCUGGUGGUGUCAUCUUCUUCGUUUUCACGGCCGUCUUCACCAUGCUCGUCACCGUCCCGUAUACCAUCCUGACGCCUCGGUACUUUCCCAUCCUCGCGCAUCCAUACGCAAUGCUCGCCGCUGAAUCCAUAACCUGUAUCUUUUGGCUGGCUGGCUUUGCCGCCAAUGCCAAUCUUGUUGGAAAGUCGAGCAUCUGCGACCUCGGGGCGUGCGAAGGCGCAAGGGGCAGCGUGGUUCUCGGUGUCUUUGAAUUGUAA